Molecule: messenger RNA, 1435 nt
Organism: Cephus cinctus (wheat stem sawfly)
Lineage: Eukaryota; Metazoa; Arthropoda; Insecta; Hymenoptera; Cephidae
Gene: Spx
Product: splicing factor 3B subunit 4
Exons: 4
Coding region: 87-1322 (411 amino acids)
Biological process (GO): positive regulation of mRNA splicing, via spliceosome
Cellular component (GO): nucleolus; U12-type spliceosomal complex
Molecular function (GO): RNA binding
Source: RefSeq, a predicted model, not a curated record
UACAACUAGAUGGCGACAGUAAUUCAUUGGUGCGUAUACAGGAUUUACAGAACUUUGUGGAAUAGGUUAUAUUGCACACUAAAGUUAUGGCGGCCGGUCCAAUAGCUGAGAGAAAUCAAGAUGCAACUAUAUAUGUGGGUGGCUUGGACGACAAAGUUACUGAAUCCCUUAUGUGGGAAUUAUUUGUUCAAUCAGGGCCUGUCGUAAAUGUGCAUAUGCCAAAGGACAGAGUAACACAAAUGCAUCAAGGCUAUGGCUUUGUAGAGUUUAUGGGUGAAGAAGAUGCAGACUAUGCAAUUAAAAUAAUGAAUAUGAUUAAACUCUAUGGGAAACCAAUUAGAGUAAAUAAAGCAAGUGCUCAUCAGAAAAAUCUUGAUGUUGGUGCUAAUAUAUUCAUUGGAAAUCUGGAUCCUGAAGUAGAUGAGAAAUUACUGUAUGAUACAUUCAGUGCAUUUGGUGUCAUCCUUCAAACACCUAAGAUAAUGCGUGAUCCAGAAACAGGAAAUUCAAAGGGUUUUGCUUUUAUAAACUUUGCAUCAUUCGACGCCUCAGACGCAAGUAUCGAAGCCAUGAACGGACAAUACUUAUGUAAUCGUCCCAUAUCUGUAUCAUAUGCAUUUAAACGAGACGCCAAAGGCGAGCGUCAUGGCAGUGCGGCAGAGCGUCUUCUGGCCGCUCAAAAUCCACUGAGCCAAGCUGACAGACCCCAUCAACUAUUUGCGGAUGCACCGCCUCUUGCACCACCACCAAUUCCAAAUUCAAACGCAUCCCAUCAGCAGACACAUCAUCCACAGCAUCACGUAAUGCAUCAUGGAAUGGUGGUACCUCCACCUCCACCACCUUCAACACCCAUCUCUUCGAUGGGACAUCCACCACCGCCACCAGUACCACCACCUCCAUCAGGAGGAUUCGCGCCAUCGAAUAUUCCACCUCCUCCUCUGCCUCCAAUGUCUAUGGCAGCUCAUCCGCCAUUACCACCAGGAAUGCCACCACCGCUACCUCCUAUGCCGGUGCCAACAUCUCAAGCUCAACAAACUACUCCAAGAAUGAUGCCACCUCCGCCGCCACAUUGGAGUAUCGGUGGCCCACAACAGGGUCAGUUCCCACCACCACCGCCACCUUCCCAGUCCGGAAAUCCUCAAUUCGGGCAAUUUCAACCUCCACCACCAAGACCGCCGCCAGGAUGGCGACAUCCACCACCUCCACCGGUAUCACAAGGUGGACAACUACCUCCACCGCCACCCCAAUUUCGACCUCCGUUUCCUCCUAGAGGGCCACCUCCACCUCCACCUCCUCAUGACGCUACCCAAUACCAAGGUUAAGACAAUCAUUAUUGAGUAUAAAUUUCUGUACGAGGAACGUGUAAAAUUUUCAUAAAACAUAAUCAAGACCCACAUAUUUUAAUGGAAAAUAAAAUUAAAGAGGUCAAGACUCA